Mycena citricolor is the source of this 2667-nucleotide messenger RNA. Lineage: Eukaryota; Fungi; Basidiomycota; Agaricomycetes; Agaricales; Mycenaceae. The record is from the annotation of a GenBank genome assembly.
CACGGAGAGACAACUCGAACUGUUCUUGUUUUACGUAUGAUCCACGAUGAAGGCUCGCGGACUUGGUUGACGCACGGCUGACAAGGGUAAAUUUACAGCGCAUCUUCUGAUCACCGACCCUUCGAUUUCCCACCCAAAUAUACGCUCGCAUGGACUCGAUGUCCACAUAUUUCCAAACGCAUAUACUUCCGGGUUCCCGGAAACCCGCCCCACCGGCAUGGAACCCAUCAUCGAGAAUCCGAACCCCCAUGUGCACUUAGACCGGCGCGGAAGGUUACUCCCACCCACCCACCAUCACUUCUCUGUCGUCCGGGUCGAUGCGUAUAUAUAACGCAAGGCUUCGAGCACGCGGCUCGAACGUCAGGACCCCCCGCCCAUACCCAUGCUGCGCUUCCUAUCGUCCCUCUCCGUGCUCGUUGCGGCUAUCAGCGUGCUGCCGCGCGCCGCGGCCGUGCUGGUCGACUUCCAGGUCGCGGUGCCCCCGAUCGUCCCUGCGCACGCGAAGCAGUGCACGGUCGAGAUCUUCACACACGAUUUCGCGCAGUUCGGGGUCGCCGCGCUGGCGGACUACACACCGCCGACGGAUUGCGGGGAGCCGGGGACAUGGGCCGCGAUCUCGCUGAACUUCACGGUCACUAGCAACGGAACGCAAUUCGAUCGACUCGGCGUAUUCACCUUCCAGAACGUCGAAAUCUGGCGGACAUCGACCCCGGAACCAACCGCGGCUGGCAUUAUCUGGACUUACGUCAAGGACGUGACGAAAUACACCCCGCUGUUCGCUAAGCCGGGUCUGUUUAUCGGCCAGCUGGACAACAUCAUCGAGACGGGAUUGAACGGGAUUUACUCGAGUACUAUGACGGCGACAUUCUACGCGUCUUCGCCCGCUGCUCCUCCGGCGAAACAGGCUGAUUUGAUCAUUCCUCUGUCAACACUGCUGAAUACGACCGGAGACGCAGCUUCCGUGCCUCCCGCCUUCUCAAUCGAGGUGACGCUCCCCCAGAAUACUAUUGAAGUAUAUGCCGAGCUGUAUCCCUCCGGCAACGGCAACGAAGGUUAUUUUAGUUGCGAUAAAAUUAAACUGAAUCUCAGUUCGACUUGCAGAGUUCUGGGUGCGCUUCGAACCAUUGUUGAACCAGACUGUGAUGAUGCUGAGGCUCGAAACAAGUACACCAAUGUCGCCAACAGGGUAAGCAUCGUUAAAUUGUCCUGGAUGCAUGCUCAAGUCAUCCAGUUCUCGUCGGAGGUACCAGGAGCGCUAGGACAAGGUCCUUUCCGCGAAGUUCGGUUACUGAUCGACGGACGCGUCGCUGGUGUUGCCUUCCCGUAUCCGGUAGUGUUCACGGGUGGCGUGUCGCCGACUUGUUGGCGCCCGAUUACCUCCUAUGGAGCCGUAGAUCUUCCUAGCUACUUCCUGGACGUGACCCCGUUCGUGCCUCUGCUCGUCGACGGAAAACCGCACAACUUCACGAUCGAUGUCGUCUCGGCGGAAGCCAACCACGCGAUCCUUGCGAACUGGUUCGUCUCCGGCAACCUCCAAGUCGUGACGGACGCGUCGUCGGCCCCGACGACGGGCCGCAUGAUCUCUUACUCUGCGUCGCCGUUCGCUGCGACGACGAGCAAGGCGACGACGCGUAACGGGGACGUCGAUAUCUCCGUGGCCGCGACGCGGCACCUCGAGAUCGUGUCGGAGAUCGUCAGCGGGAGCGGAGUGACGACUCAGGUCGAGUGGGCGCAGAACCUGAGCUUUGUCAACGACCAGGCGUAUUUGAAUAACUUCCUCGUACAGAACGUCUUCCAAGUGUCGUCUGGUAUCGCACGCUCGUUGCACAACGGGGUCCCCGCGGUGCUCGACAACUUUACGUUCCCGUUCACGCUCAAUUUCACAUCGUUGAACGCAGCUGGAACGUCAUUCUUUGCGGGUUUCGAUCACUCGUACAACCGACAUCUGACGCCCAGUCCGUUCCUGCUGAGCACCACCAUCUCAGAGCGACAAAUGGCCGGCGGCGCAUUUACCAUCGCAUCGACCGGAAACUUUGGGAGCAACGGGACCAGCGAGAACACGAUAAGCUACGUCGACGCCGCGGGCAACACGUUCGCACGCCAAGUCAACGCCGCAUCCAAUGUCAUCACGCUGGACCACCAAAGCGGCACGCUCAGCGCUAGCAGUGUCGCCCCGGCGCCUUUGGCUCAACCUGGCGUGGUUGGGGGAUCGGACGAGUCGUUUGCGGCGGCGAGGCUUCCAGCGGUGCUGCAGGCGCGGAUUUCAGGCCAAUGAUUGCGUUUAUCGAUAACACACGCGUUAGUCUGUCUGAUCAACUCAUCUGGGCCUUUGCGUAGUACGUCGAGAGUUCAGGAAAUAAUGAAUGAAAUAUCAUUCUGCUUCGUUCGAAGCGUGCAUCCUGGAUGUUCAUCGAAUAGACUGGAAGCAGAUUGAUUGAGGUUGGGUCACGUGGGACGGUCCUUACGCGAUCACGUGUUAUCCCCUCCAUAAGCUCUUCCUCAGACUUUGACGAAACAACGAAUUCAGUUCUUAUCCUGGGCAGCUGAAAAAAAACAUCAGCAUCAAAUUCACAGAGAGCGAGACUGCAAAGCUGGUUCAUUUGCAUGACAGUGUUCGUAUGUGAGGUGCUUGGGGCAGAUAAGAGGCUGGUCAGAUCUUCCUUUCCG